AUGGGGCUGUUCUACAGUAAAAGUCUGACAGAACCCUCUCCAUGCAACUUGCUCACUGUAAAAGUCAUACGGAUGAAAAAUGCCAGGAAAGCAGAUUUGUUAAGCCAGUCGGACUGCUAUGUGAGCCUAAGCCUGCCGACAGCUUCAGUGCAGCAUUUCCGCACCAAAACUGUCCAGAACAGCAAGAACCCAACGUGGAAUGAAACCUUCCACUUCACAAUUCAAAGCCAGGUUAAGAACAUUCUGGAGCUGAAAGUUUGCGAUGAGGACAAUGUAACGCAAGAUGACCAUCUCCUCACUGUAUUCUUUGACGUCUCCAAAAUCCAGCUUGGAGAAAACAUUCAGCUGUCUUUCCAGCUGAAUCCAAAGGGGGAAGAGGAGCUGGAGGUUGAAUUCACAAUGGAGAGCAGUCCGGACCCUCCUGAAAACAUUAUUACUAAUGGAGUUUUAGUGCCCAAUGCCAUCUCCCUAGACUUGGUGGGGAGGUUACAGGCUGCUACCAUCUCUCCCCAGGUUUCCUGCCUGGACGUGCAGGUGAAUGGUGGGAGGCUGAGGAAGGACAGUACUGAGAGAAAGUUUGCACUAACUGUGGACGGGUCGUAUGAAGGAACCCGGACCCACACGCUGAGCUCCUGCCUCUGCCCAACCUCCCCAGCCAGGUUCCACUACAUCAAAUAUAAUCAGUUGGCACUCACUGUGGCUCUACCGCGGCGGAGGAGGCUCAGCAGGUCUAUAUCAAGUCAAAAUGAAAGAGAUAUGAAUGAGUCUGUGACUCUACCUCUGAACUCACUUCCAAUACAAGAGAAAAUAACAAUAACAGAGGACAGGACAAUUGACUUGUACACAAAGGCAAGUGAAUGGACUCAGGGUCUGUGUUUCAGGCCCAGAAACCUAGAUGCCCGCCUGGGGUUUGACCUGUGCACGGACGAACAGAAUUUCCUGCAAAACCGGAGGAAGGUGGUUGCUGCUGCGCUGAAGAAUGUUCUUCAUCUGGAGGAAGAUCUGCAAGAGCAUGAGGUGCCAAUAGUCGCUGUGACCACAGCAGGGUGUGGGAUAAGAGCACUCACUGCCAUGUACGGCAGCAUGUUGGGUCUUCAAAAGUUGCGUGUUCUUGAUUGCAUUUCAUACAUCAGUGGCUCAUCUGGCACAACAUGGACCAUGACAAAACUGUAUGAAGAUGCUGACUGGUCACGUAAGGAUCUUGGAGAAGUAAUUAUUGAAGCUCGGAAGCAAGCAGCCAAGUGCAAGAUGGGCGCUUUUUGCUUGAGAAGUCUGAGGAAUUAUUAUAGAGAGCUGAGCCAAAGGACCCAAGCAGGACAUAAAACAUCUUUUAUUGACCUGUGGGGGCUCAUGAUUGAAUCCAUGUUAAAUGAUGGGAAAUGCCACCACAGACUUUCUGAUCAACGUCGGGCAGUGAAUCAGGGUCAGAACCCACUGCCCAUCUACCUUGCCCUCAAUGUCAAGGACAAAGUUACCACCAAAGAUUUUAGAGAGUGGGUGGAGUUCACACCCUACGAGGUGGGCUUCCUGAAGUACGGCGCCUUCAUUCGUGCAGAAGAUUUUGGCAGUGAGUUCUUCAUGGGUCGCCUGAUGAAGAAGCUCCCUGAGUCCCGGAUCUGCUUCAUGCAAGGAAUGUGGAGUAGUAUCUUCUCCAAAAACCUCUUGGAUGCUUGGCAUGCAGCUGACAAUUCAGAGGACUUCUGGCACAGGUGGACCCAAGACAAAGUGACUGAAAUAGAGGAACAACCGGACUUGCCUGAAAAGCCAUACGAGAUGGCUACAUCCAUGUUCACUCCUACGAGCGGUCUCUCCACGGCUCUCCGGGAUAUUCUGACGGACCGCCCUGCCGUCUCCAAGUACCACAACUUCCUGAGGGGCUUCCAGAUGCACAACGAGUACAUCCAGCAGGAACAUUUCACAAAAUGGAAAGACACUUUGCUAGACAACUCUCCUAAUGACCUGAGAAGCAACUCAGAGCACCUGGAGUUGGUGGAUGCAGCUUUCUUCUUUGAAACCAGCUGCCCACCCCUUAUGAGACCAGAGCGGAAAGUGGAUGUCAUCAUACAUUUAAAUUACACUGGUGGAUCACAGACCUUGCCCCUGGAGCAGGCUUGCAGAUACUUCUCAGAGCAAGGAAUUCCAUUUCCCAGCAUUGGGCUGAAGGACGAUGAGAAGAACUUGAAAGAGUGCUACAUGUUCGAUGGUGCAGACACCCCUGGAGCUCCUCUGCUGCUUUAUUUUCCAUUAGUGAACGACACCUUUCAAAGAUAUGUAGCACCUGGCAUGUCACGUAGUGCUGCUGAAAUGGAACAGGGCAAGGUUGAUAUCUCCAGUUUCUGUUCUCCAUACUCAACAAGGGAGGUCUCGCUGAAAGCAGAAGACUUCAACAAGCUCCUGAAGCUGACUAAUUACAACAUCAUGAACAAUGAGAACAUGAUUCUUCAGGCCUUGCGCACGGCUGUGGCACGGAAGAAACAAACUCUGAGCCAGCCAGUAUCACAAGCACAGUCCUCUGCUUGA
Molecule: messenger RNA, 2520 nt
Organism: Antrostomus carolinensis (chuck-will's-widow)
Lineage: Eukaryota; Metazoa; Chordata; Aves; Caprimulgiformes; Caprimulgidae
Product: cytosolic phospholipase A2 epsilon-like
Exons: 21
Coding region: 1-2520 (839 amino acids)
Biological process (GO): glycerophospholipid catabolic process
Cellular component (GO): cytosol
Molecular function (GO): calcium-dependent phospholipid binding; calcium ion binding
Source: RefSeq, a predicted model, not a curated record